AAGACUCACCCAGUCUCGAGCUGGGCGAGGCAAGUUGUAAAGAAAAUACAUCGCCUGAGACGCCAGUGUUGCAGAGAAGUAGUUCGUUUGUUUAGCUUAUAGUUAAACUUCUCUGGUGAGAUAAAGUGGGACAGCUGCUGCUCGCUCGCCUUCAAACACGUCAGCUGAUGGACGCACCAAGUUUUUCAGCAGGAAAACUGCGUCUUCACUCCUCAUCGUUCCUGCACGUGUGGAGAACUUCAUGGAUCCUGGGACCAGCUGACAGACAACAACACAUCUAUAGCAGGAACAUAUCAACAGGGAGAAGAUGAUCUGGAUCCUUUUGCUUGUCGGCCUGACCUCCUCUAUCUGUGGGGCGUUUGUUGUGAAAAGGACUUCGACCUUCUAUCAGACAGAGGAGGGCGACAACAUCACCAUCAGCUGGGACAGUCCCACCAAAGCUGACAUGUCUCUCACCAACCUGCUUUGUUUUCUCCAGUCAAAGCCUGUGAAGCGUUUGUAUCAAAUGGUUAAUGGUGUCGAGGUCCCAGAGUCUCAGCAUCAGCAGUUUGCAGGACGGGUACAGUGUGACAAAGCCGCCCUCAGAGACGGACGACUCAGACUUCUCUGUCCAGAGUCACGACUGACGACUCUGGAGCUUACUGGUGUGAGUCUGGCUGCUGAUUAUGACCAGGACCUGAGAAGAUGGGUGCUGCAGACCUCUGAACAGUUUGUCUUGAACGUGACCUCUCGUGGAGAGAACAGUGACGUGUUCCUCACCACACCUGAAGCUGCAAAACACAAACCAGAGGGGCCGGAGAAGGGAGUCAGUUCAUAUGAGUUAAAAGUUAAAACAUUUUUUGGAGCUGUACAGGUCGCAAUCUUUCUACUUGGUUCGGCUAUCAUCGCUGUUUUGUCCGUGUUAAAAUGUGUCUCACAGGUCAAGAACAGGAAAUACAUUCCCUCAUUCAGCUCAUGAGAAAGAUCAAAACCGAGUUACAUGGCAUAACAUUCUGGUUCCAAACUGUCUGAAGAAC
Molecule: messenger RNA, 1016 nt
Organism: Micropterus salmoides (largemouth bass)
Lineage: Eukaryota; Metazoa; Chordata; Actinopteri; Centrarchiformes; Centrarchidae
Exons: 7
Coding region: 308-958 (216 amino acids)
Source: RefSeq, a predicted model, not a curated record